CCCGCUGGCGCGCGUGCGGGGGGUGGUGGCAGCCGGCCGGGUGGCGGGCGGCGGGGACACGUGACCGGGGCGGCGCGCAGUCUUCCGCCUCGGCCGGGUGCGGGCCUUCCUGAACGCCCGCCUCCCCGCAGGCCCAGGCCGAGGUCUGGCAUUCAGUGACAGAGGCGGGCGCCCACGGCCCGAGCGACCUCGGCGGCACCAUGCCCGCACUUCUGGAGCGUCCCAAGCUUUCCAACGCCAUGGCCAGGGCUCUGCACCGGCACAUCAUGAUGGAGCGGGAGCGCAAGCGGCAGGAGGAAGAAGAGGUGGACAAGAUGAUGGAACAGAAGAUGAAAGAAGAGCAAGAGAGGAGGAAGAAAAAGGAGAUGGAAGAGAGAAUGUCACUAGAGGAGACCAAGGAACAAAUUCUGAAGUUGCAGGAAAAGCUUUUGGCCCUACAGGAAGAGAAGCACCAGCUUUUUCUGCAACUCAAGAAAGUUUUACAUGAGGAAGAAAAACGGAGACGAAAAGAGCAGAGCGACCUCACCACUCUGACAUCAGCUGCGUACCAGCAGAGCCUGACGGUUCACACGGGAACUCACCUCCUCAGCAUGCAGGGGAGCCCUGGAGGACACAACCGCCCAGGCACUCUCAUGGCAGCUGACAGAGCAAAACAGAUGUUUGGACCCCAAGUGCUUACGACUCGGCACUACGUGGGCUCAGCAGCUGCUUUUGCAGGGACCCCAGAGCAUGGGCAAUUCCAAGGCAGCCCAGGGGGUGCCUAUGGGACUGCUCAGCCCCCACCUCACUAUGGGCCCACACAGCCGGCCUACAGUCCCAGUCAGCAGCUCAGAGCACCUUCAGCGUUUCCUGCAGUGCAGUACCUGUCUCAGCCACAGCCACAGCCCUAUGCCGUGCACGGCCACUUUCAGCCCACCCAGACAGGGUUCCUCCAGCCUGGUGGGGCCCUAUCCUUGCAAAAACAGAUGGAACAUGCUAAUCAGCAGACUGGCUUCUCUGACUCAUCCUCCCUGCGCCCCAUGCACCCCCAGGCUCUCCACCCAGCCCCUGGACUCCUUGCCUCCCCCCAGCUCCCUGUGCAGAUGCAGCCAGCCGGAAAGUCGGGCUUUGCAGCAACCAGCCAGCCUGGCCCCCGGCUCCCCUUCAUCCAGCACAGCCAGAACCCACGGUUCUACCACAAGUGACCAUCAGACUGUCUUCAUCCUCAGCCCCCCCAUGUAUCCCAGGCCAAUAAAAUCUACCUGCCACUGCC
Choloepus didactylus (southern two-toed sloth) is the source of this 1252-nucleotide messenger RNA. It is a transcript of the gene GPS2, whose product is annotated as G protein pathway suppressor 2. The coding region runs from base 201 to 1184 and encodes 327 amino acids. The record is from RefSeq and is a predicted model, not a curated record. Gene Ontology annotation, biological process: regulation of transcription by RNA polymerase II. Gene Ontology annotation, cellular component: transcription regulator complex. Gene Ontology annotation, molecular function: transcription coregulator activity. NCBI's taxonomy places the organism in Eukaryota, Metazoa, Chordata, Mammalia, Pilosa, Megalonychidae. The transcript is spliced from 10 exons.